AGAACUCAGAUGAAGCGAUCCACCAUGAUGCUCUUGGUUAUUCUCAAUCUUCUGCAGGAGGUUCUUGGACUUGCAGGUGUAGCUCUUGACCCCUGCUCUGCCUACAUCAGCUUGAACGAACCCUGGAGGAACUCGGACUUCCACGUCAACCAGUCGUCCAGCGUGCCCCUGUGUGACAGCCACAUGUCUGGGGAGUGGUACCGCUUCACUGGCAUGGCCGGGGACGCAAUGCCUACCUUCUGCAUCUCUGAGAACCACUGCGGCACCCACGCCCCCGUCUGGCUCAACGGCACCCACCCGCAGCUCCAUGAGGGGAUUGUGACCCUGCCGGUCUGCGCCAGCUUCAAGGACAACUGCUGCCAGUGGAACGCCAGCAUUGAUGUGAAGGCCUGUCCUGGAGGAUACUUUGUCUACCGCCUGCCUAGGCCUUCUGUCUGCUUCCACGUUUACUGUGGCCAUUUCUAUGAUAUCUGUGAUGAGGUGGACUGCAAAAGUCCCAGAUGUGAGUGCCGCUGUGCGCCGGGAACUGUCCUGGGACCAGACGGGCAGACGUGCUUGGAUGUAAAUGAGUGUGAUAAAGAGAAUGGCGGCUGUGCCGAGGCGUGUGUGAACACCAAGGGUUCGUGGCGCUGUGAGUGCGGACGAGGACGCGUGCUGGACGAGGACGGACGCAACUGCAGAGAGAUUGCGGGUUGUCACGUCAACAACGGAGGAUGCAGCCACGUCUGCUCCCAGAUGCGAAACUCCUAUCAGUGCAGCUGUCCCCGAGGGCUGGAGCUGGGAGAAGAUAAAAGCACAUGCCAGGUGCCAGUCCGGUGUGAUCCCAGCUCAAUUACGGUGUCCGUUCCUAAAGACCUCGUUGGAGGUCUGGAGCUUUCGCUGUCAAACUCUUCCUGCCGAGGAGUCUCCAAUGGCACCCACAUCAACCUGAGCUUCAGCCUCAAAACCUGUGGCACGGUGGUGAAGGUGACGGAAAACAAGAUAGUUGGGACCAACCUGGUGACGGGCCUGCCGCAGAGCAUCCCCGGCAGCAGCAGGGACUUAAUAGUCCGAACCGGCAAGUUACUGCUCCCGGUGACAUGCGAGUUCCCGAGGGAGUACCAGGUGUCGGACGGGUACCAGGCAACUCUGCAGGGCUCGGCCUUGGAGCUGGAGAGCCACAGCGAGGGCGUCUUUGGGUUCAACUUGGAGCUGUUCAAGAACGCAGAGUUCUCUGAGCCGUACCGCAGCCCGCCGCAGCUCCACCUGCACGACUCGCUGUUCUUUGGGGUGGAGCCAAAGGAGAGAGUGGAGGGCCUCUCGGUCCUGGUGGAGAGCUGUUUCGCUACUCCAGGACCCAAAGCCGACCAGGCCCUGAAGUAUUACCUCAUCAAAGAUGGAUGCAUCUCCGAUGAAACGGUGACACAGUAUUCAUCAAAGGACCAGCUCUCCAAGCAUUACCACGUCCCCGUCUUCAAGUUCAUUGGCAAGGACAGCCAACAAGUGUUCCUCCACUGUCGGGUGUUGGUGUGCGGGGCAGGAGACACCCGCUGCGCCCAGCGCUGCCGUGGACGUGCACGACGGGAGAUUUGGAUUAGAAACAAUCAGCAAAAGCAAACAUUGAACACAGGACCUAUUUACAUCCUGCCUUAGACGAGUGUCUCUAAAACAACCAGCAGAAAAAUAUGCCAGCACAUAAAUUACUCUUGCAAAUGAGGUGACCAUUUCAGUUUAUUUGGUAGUUAAAGCACCAAAUAGAUGCAGACAUACAGUCCAUUGCACUGUCCCUUUAAAGUCCUACACACAUAAAUACAC
Messenger RNA from Poecilia reticulata (guppy), 1794 nucleotides. It is a transcript of the gene oit3, whose product is annotated as oncoprotein induced transcript 3. The record is from RefSeq and is a predicted model, not a curated record. Lineage: Eukaryota; Metazoa; Chordata; Actinopteri; Cyprinodontiformes; Poeciliidae. Gene Ontology annotation, molecular function: calcium ion binding.